AUGUCCCCAUUGACUGCUUUGGCAUCAGUUGCCCUGCUAGGAACACGAGUCAAUGCUGACUUUAUCCCAACUGUGCUGGGAACACCGCGAGUUCUCGGUAACGUAUCCGACCCUACGAUUGACCGUGAUUCAUGCGGUUCUGAUCGAUUCGGCGAUCGGGCCUUGUGGACAUGUCGAGACUCACAACCCUUCUCAAAAGGUGUCCCUGUGCUUCCAAUCUAUUCAAGCUCAUCAUCAUGGACAGAUUUCGCCUCUGACAGCACACCACUUAUCCAAACUUGGACAGAUGCCGCUGGAAAUACCGAAACUGGUCUUUUAUGUUCUGGUAAGAAUAACGAAAAGCCUUUCUUCCCCUACCCAUCGGAUGAAUGUAGCUCAAAUACGGCUGGCGCCUGUGACGACGGCACUCGCUAUGUGCUCUGGCCUAAUAGUCCACCGUUAGUGACAAACGAGGAUACAAGCACUGGUGCGAUAACGGCCUAUACAUGGAUUUCCGAAGAUCACAUUAAUGGUAGUCUUACUUUACUCAACCCGGGUCCCGGCACGAUUCUCUACGAAAUCAAGUCUGAUCCGCAUAUGAAUGGAGAUUCAACAGGUCUUCCGACUGUGACUACCAUCCAGGAGAACUUCUGGACAGCGGAUGAAAUGCCCUAUGGUGUUUACGGUGAAGUUGUCGUCAAUGAUGUUGCAUACCUUUAUGGCCAGAAUGCCGUACGUACGGUUGGCCUUGCUAAAGUAUCUGCUGGAUCUGUCGCUGAUAAAUCCGCCUAUCAAUACUAUGUGGACGGCGUCGACGGCACUGGUGUUAGUAUCACGAACGCUGGUGCAGGUGGACAGGGUACAUUCUACUACUCUACUGUCUGGAACCUGUACGUUUGGAUCGGACAGGCAGGUAUUAGUGUCGCGCCGGACUUUUAUAUUACUACAGCGCCAGCUCUAGAGGGCCCCUGGGUUAGGCCUAUUAAUUUCUACUCGGCCGAUUACAUUAAUUGGUCUUAUACAUUGCAGGCACACCCUGGCCUGUUGGCGAACUCAUCGGAGAAUGCGAUCUAUCUGACGUACACUAUCAAUGAUUCGGGAUAUUAUUGGACUCCUUUGGUUUAUGUGCAAUGGGAGUCAUGA
Talaromyces stipitatus ATCC 10500 is the source of this 1122-nucleotide messenger RNA. RefSeq lists its product as uncharacterized. The transcript has 2 exons. The record is from RefSeq and is a predicted model, not a curated record. NCBI's taxonomy places the organism in Eukaryota, Fungi, Ascomycota, Eurotiomycetes, Eurotiales, Trichocomaceae. The coding region runs from base 1 to 1122 and encodes 373 amino acids.